AAAGCAGCAGUUUAAGGGGGGAAAAACAAGUGUGUGGAGCCAAGAAACAGGUCUGACCUCAGUUACUGGAAUUAAGCAAGGUGCUGUUUUUAAGAGUGUCUAAAGUGGCUGAGACAACAUGAACACCACUGAGCCAGGCUCCAACUUCACCAUUACCUCCAACACAGAAAAUGUAACUCUGUCCAACCUGACCACCACCAUCUCACAGCCUCCAUCCUACUCUUCAGACAACUACGACCCAGAAUUUACCAUCAUGGUAGUGCUGGGCUUAUCACUGCUGCUGGCUGGGUUAGCAGCCUUCCUGGCAGUGUGCAGGCCCUCAGAACAGGAUGGGGACUCCGAGGCGAGCUGUGGCCCAGGGGAGAGCAUGACCCAUGGAAGAAGCCGGUCCAGUGAGCCCCAGCUCAAGGUGUGGAAGAGGCUGGGCUCAUAUCGGCGUUCCUACAACCUCUCCUUCAGAAGACCGCCCCAUCGCAGGCCGUAUGAGCGAGAGGGCACACGUGCAUCCCUGUCUCCAGCCCGACAGACACCACAGCCAGAAGCCAGCGUGGAGCCCCACCUCACUAUGCCAUGUCUAUUUGACUAUGUCACUGAAAUCUGACUUGAGGACUGGUUGAGGGCUAACUGACUGAAAAGAAGCAAUACACGGUAUAUUUCAUGGUUGGUGCUUUGAACAUCACUAAUACCAAGUGUGGAGUACAUAAAAGCAUACUUUGAAUGUUAAGCAAAUAAGGAUUGCAACAAAACGAGGCUUAAAAAAUUGGCAAUCAAACAGCCGUUGUAGCAGGGUUUACAUAAUUUUUGUAUGAAUGAUCAUUUCACCCUCUUUGGCAGGUGACACUGUUGUGCAUAGAUGUUCUUUUUCAGCAAAUUCGCAAGAGAGAAAAUUCACUGAUCCGACAACAACUCAACUUGAUUACAGUUCUCUCAGUUAGAAUUUGAUGUAGCACAGGAAUAAACUGGAUCCAAACUAAACAAGACACACUGAGCAAUAAUCCACCAGCAAUACACAGCAAUAUAGUCAUACUUCUCAGAAUUACUUUUAUUUUGAAGACCAAACUUGACUUCUAAUCACAUUUUGUAGGCCCAAGUAUCAUCCGUCCGCUAAUUCAUGUACAUUUAGACAGAUUCAGGGCGUUUUUGUAGUACGAUUUCAUGGAGGUCUCAAAACCUAAUGAGUUACCAAUACAGACAAUGCAUACACAACCUGAGCCAAAAAGAGACCCCACUGUUCCUGAUUCUUUGUGUUUUGUGAUUGUUAUGUUAAGAAAUAAA
Acanthopagrus latus (yellowfin seabream) is the source of this 1275-nucleotide messenger RNA. RefSeq lists its product as uncharacterized. The coding region runs from base 119 to 601 and encodes 160 amino acids. Lineage: Eukaryota; Metazoa; Chordata; Actinopteri; Spariformes; Sparidae. The record is from RefSeq and is a predicted model, not a curated record. The transcript has 2 exons.